CCACCUCGCCACCCACCCCCAAUCCAACCCCCAAUCUCGCCGCAAUCCCCAUCGCCGCCGCUGCGAAAGCUAGGGUUUCGUGCGAUUCACCUCCUCGGCGACGACCGAGACCGCGAGCGAUUUCGGAGGGCUCGAUCGAUGGCGGCUGAGGGAGAGAAGAAGAUGAUCACCCUGAAGAGCUCCGACGGGGAGGAGUUCGAGGUGGAGGAGGCGGUGGCGAUGGAGUCGCAGACGAUCCGCCACAUGAUCGAGGACGACUGCGCCGACAACGGCAUCCCGCUCCCCAACGUCAACUCCAAGAUCCUCUCCAAGGUCAUCGAGUACUGCAACAAGCACGUGCACGCCGCGGCCGCCGCGGCCUCCAAGGCCGCCGACGACGCCGCGUCCGCCGCCGCAGCCGUGCCGCCGCCCUCCGGCGAGGACCUCAAGAACUGGGACGCCGACUUCGUCAAGGUCGACCAGGCCACCCUCUUCGACCUCAUCCUGGCCGCGAACUACCUCAACAUCAAGGGGUUGCUGGACCUUACUUGCCAGACUGUUGCUGACAUGAUCAAGGGGAAGACUCCUGAGGAGAUCCGCAAGACCUUCAACAUCAAGAACGACUUCACCCCUGAGGAGGAAGAGGAGAUCCGCAGGGAGAACCAGUGGGCUUUUGAGUAGAAGGCAUCAAGGCCUCUGAUGUCUUGGUGCUUAGAUCCUUACUCCGUAUCUACGUAUGCUCUGCUUUUAUAUGUCGUGCUGGUUGUAAGUAUUUUGGAGUCCGAUGGGGGUUCAUGUGCACGUUUAGUUGGUUAAAUGGUUAAGUUCUAUCCAGGAAAAAAAGAACUGAUGUGGUCAGAACUACUGAACCUGUUAUCUGCAUUAAUUAAUACUAUCAAUCUGCAGUGAAAUGCUUUGCUGAAAAGUA
This is a messenger RNA of Oryza sativa Japonica Group (Japanese rice), 907 nucleotides long. Lineage: Eukaryota; Viridiplantae; Streptophyta; Magnoliopsida; Poales; Poaceae. The record is from RefSeq and is a predicted model, not a curated record.